This is a messenger RNA of Polypterus senegalus (gray bichir), 2676 nucleotides long. Its product is annotated as anoctamin-5-like. Gene Ontology annotation, biological process: chloride transmembrane transport. The transcript is spliced from 20 exons. The record is from RefSeq and is a predicted model, not a curated record. NCBI's taxonomy places the organism in Eukaryota, Metazoa, Chordata, Cladistia, Polypteriformes, Polypteridae. Gene Ontology annotation, molecular function: protein dimerization activity; chloride channel activity. Gene Ontology annotation, cellular component: plasma membrane. Bases 1 to 2676 code for a protein of 891 amino acids.
AUGAUUCCUGGCCUGAGCAAGAUGAGUAAAAACGCAAAAUAUGACAUUUUGAUAGAUGUAUCAACUUUGGAAGAUGGCACAGGAGAUGAAAGUGGCAAGAAAGUGCACAGCAAAGGCAGACAACCCUCAGGAAAUCUGGAGAAUAAGCAGACUAUCUUCUUCAGGGAUGGCGUACGAAGGAUUGAUUUUGUUCUGUGCUAUGUGGAGGAAGAGACCAAAGAAGGAGAAAAGAAAAAGAACAGGAGAAAGGAAUUUGAAAACAACUUAAAGAAGGCUGGAGUGGAGCUAGAAAGAGAGGAUAAAAAAGAGUCAGAAGAUGGAACCACCUUUUACCUAAAGGUCCAUGUACCAUGGGAUGUCCUGGCCACCUAUACAGAGCUGCUAAAAAUUAAAAUGCCUUUUAAAGAAAACGAUAUUACCAGAAAGCAGGAAGUCCGAAUGAACUGGCUUUUCAAACCCUUCCGACUCCCAGAUGAAGUGAUGAACCCUGAGCCUGAUUAUUUUACAGCCUCGUUUCAAAAGGAUAAAUUUGACUUCUUUCUUAUUGAAAACAGAGACAGUUUUUUCCACGCAUCUACCCGCAACCGGAUUGCUUAUUACAUUCUCUCACGAUGUCUUUAUGGGACUGAAGAAGGAACAAAGAAAAUAGGAAUCAAGCGGCUCCUAAACAAUGGAAGCUACAUUGCAGCAUACCCUCUGCAUGAUUGUCAUUAUUCAAAAAGAUCUGAAGAGCCCGGCUGUGACAGUGAUAGAUACACUCUGUAUUGUGACUGGGCGCGUUUUUCAUGUUUCUACAAGGAGCAACCUCUAAAUCUCAUCAGGAGGUACUAUGGGGAGAAGAUUGGUAUAUAUUUUGCUUGGCUGGGCUUCUACACGGAGAUGCUGUUUUUUGCAGCCAUUGUUGGUGUUCUCUGCUUUUUGUAUGGAGCAUCAACUUAUAAUGAAAACUUGUGGAGUAAAGAAAUCUGUAAUGCUUCAGUUGGGGGAGAUAUUAUAAUGUGUCCCUUAUGUGAUAAGAAGUGCACCUACUGGAAAUUAAUCACAACAUGUCAGUCCUCCAAGCAAUCACAUCUGUUUGACAAUUUUGGUACUGUAUUUUUUGCCAUGUUCAUGGGUAUUUGGGUAACAUUAUUUUUAGAGUUUUGGAAGCGUCGACAGGCUCGCCUGGAGUAUGAGUGGGACCUAGUUGACUUUGAGGAGGAGCAAGACAAUGACUUCAGGCCAGAAUUUGAAGCUAAAUGCACUCUCCGCAGGAUAAACCCCAUUACCCAGGAGGAUGAACCAUAUAUGCCUUUACCAAGCAAGAUGGCACGUUUCCUUCUUUCUGGAGCCACUGUGUUAUUUUGGAUUGCUCUGAUCAUUGCCAGCAUCAUUGCAGUAAUAGUUUAUCGUCUCGCUGUCAACACUGCCUUUUCUAGUAUCAUUAAAGGCAACACAGUGCAUGAUUUGAAACUGGUUGGUUCCCUCAUCACUCCACAGAUGGCAACUUCCUUAACUGCGUCUUGCUUGAAUUUCAUAGCCAUCAUGAUUCUUAACUUCUUCUAUGAGCGAGUGGCAAUCUGGAUUACCGACAUGGAAAUUAACAAGACUCACCUUGAUUAUGAAAAUAGGCUGACAACAAAGAUGUUUUUGUUCCAGUUUGUCAACUGUUACUCUUCCUGCUUCUAUGUGGCUUUCUUCAAGGGGAAGUUUGUAGGUUAUCCUGGGAAAUAUAUGUACAUGUUUGGGCAAUGGAGGAAUGAGGAGUGUGAUCCUGGUGGAUGUCUCAUUGAACUGUCCACCCAGUUGCUCAUCAUUAUGGCGGGUAAACAGAUGUGGGGAAAUAUCCAGGAAGCUCUUGUCCCGUGGCUGUUGAAUUGGUGGAGAAGCCGUAAGGCUCAUGUCAACCCCAAGAGAUUGUGCAGUCGCUGGGAACAAGACUUUGACCUACAGUGCACUCAAGAGUUUGGCCUUUUCUAUGAAUAUCUUGAGAUGGUGAUACAGUUUGGAUUCAUCACUAUCUUUGUGGCUUCAUUUCCACUGGCACCACUCCUGGCUCUUGUAAACAACAUCUUGGAGGUGAGGGUGGACGCUUGGAAGUUUACUACACAGUUUCGCAGACCAGUGGCAGCCAAGGCCAACAAUAUUGGAGCAUGGGAUGAGAUUCUGAAUGGAGUGGCCAUCUUGUCUGUGGUUACUAAUGCCUUUAUUGUGGCAUUCACGUCAGAUAUGAUUCCAAGAUUAGUAUAUUACUAUUCAUACCAUCCUGGCAAGGAGCCCACCAUGGAGGGCUUCAUUAAUAACAGCCUGUCCAUCUUUGACAUCCGUCAGUUUAAUGAGCGGAACAAACCAGAUGCAAAAGACAUUCCUUCCUGGUUUGAUAGUAACACCGUAACAACCUGCAGGUACCGGGAUUAUCGUUAUCCCCCAGGCCAUGAAAAAGAAUACAGUCAGACUGUGCAGUAUUGGCAUAUUAUGGCUGCAAAAAUGGCCUUCAUUGUUAUUAUGGAGCAUGUGGUGUUCUUCGUGAAGUUCAUUAUAGCAUGGAUCAUUCCUGAUGUUCCAUCAGAUGUGAAGGAGAGAAUAAAGAGAGAGCGCUACCUGACUAUGGAGUAUCUGCACAACUAUGAACUUCAGAAGCUAAGACAGCAGCUGGGAGAACAAAGCAACCCUACAGCAAUGCCAUCCCAACCAUAA